Caenorhabditis angaria is the source of this 5938-nucleotide messenger RNA. NCBI's taxonomy places the organism in Eukaryota, Metazoa, Nematoda, Chromadorea, Rhabditida, Rhabditidae. The record is from the annotation of a GenBank genome assembly.
AUGCAGGGUGUUCUUCCAAUAUUUAUGGUGAGUGAUUGCUUUUCCAAUUUAAGUUGAAACAAUGUUUAUUUUAUGUUUUUUUUCAAACUGUAUUUCGUAUAGUGGCAUAAACUUCGUAAAACCAUGUUUUUUAUCUUUCCCAGAAAUCACGCUGAAAGAUUUGGAGCAUUGAACAAACAUUACUUUUUUAAUUUGGAUUACUGUAGUUUUUCUAAAACUUUAAUUUAAAAAGUAUUGGUUUUUCAGACAAAAACUCAUUAUCCAAUGUCUCGUGAUUCCAAACUUUAUGGUAGGCCACACAAAAGCUCCACCUCUUCCUUAAAUUAAAACCAAAUGUUCAUUUAGUUUUUUAAUCAAACUAAAGUUCGCUUCGUGAAAAAAGUAAAAAUGAAAUUGUAUUUUGUAUAGUAGGAUUAAUUAAGAUAGGAUUUGUAUUUUUAUUAGCUGAAAAUUGUAUAAUAAAGUUGAUUACUGUAAUCGUACCAGUAAGCCAUGAGGAUGACGAUUCUGAAUAACCGAAAAAAAUGUUCUCAUGAACUUUGGAAAAUGUUCGACCUCCAUUACAAUAAAUAUGCAAAUAAUCAAGAUUUUUUGAAUAUUGAAAAAUCUCGCAUAAAAUUAACAUUUCUCAAAAAAUUUUCUCUCCCAAUAUUUUCAAAAUAACAACAAAAAACCAUAUUUCUUUUUCUCGAAAUAUAUUAUUUUGCAACAUGAUAUCCCACUUACACUUUUAUGACUUAUUUGUAUUAGAGCUUUUCUCUUGAACCACAAACGCCAUCAAAAAAAGGAAAAUAGAAAAAAAGAAAGAAUAAUAGCAAAUUAUUUUGAACCACCCUGGUUGUUGUGAGAUUGAAAUUAAAAUCAUGUGUCAAUUUCAAGUACCAGGCAUACGUUAUUUUAUUUUAUGUUAUUCUUUUUUUUUUGGUUCUGUUUGAAUUUGAUGGUUUUUUCUGCUGUUCGCAGAAUAAAUUUUUGAUUGCCGUAUGCCAUAUAAUCACAAUAAAAAUGAAAACAACCAUAAUUCGAUUUCGGAGAGAUUCUCCAAUAUUUUCGUUUUGUUUUUUAUGCCUUCUCAAAAUUAUCGUAAUACUGAACUUUUCACUUUUUUCAUUCAGCAAAAAACUGAGAUCCUAGUAGUAGUACAACUAUACGAAGACAAAAAUGUAUUUUUUAACACAUUUUUAGUAUUCUUGAUUAGUAUACGGUAGAUUAAAAAUGUGUAUAAAUACAAGUGCGGAGCAUUGAAACUUCAUCACAUUCUUUAUUCAAGUUAUUCGUUUGCAGUUCGAAUCAACAAUGUUCUUCGGCCCUCGCAAACCAAUUCCACCACCAAAAUUUGCUCCGCAACCACGUGAGUUUAGGCGGGAAUAAGGAUGGGGAAGGAUAUUCUGGAGAUACAGGAAAUACCAUGUCAAAUGACAUUGUAUCUUGAGAAUACUGCUCGCUUGUCAAAAUUUGCAACCCGUUGUUGCACCAAGAGAAUAUUGAAUGUCGCAAAAGCGCAAUUUCUGCGGCGAUGAAAUCAUUUUGUUAUAAUUUGAAAACAUAAUCAAAAAGAUGCCAGCACAUAAAAUCCCACUUUUGGAGAUCUCCACUGUUCUUCUUAAAAAUAUCAAAUAUGCGUGAUUGCGUUGCGUUACAGUGAGCGGUUUAGAAACACGUCCCAAAAAAAGACUUUUCUCAAGUGGCUAUGCCCUUCCUUUUACUCCGCAUUGUUUCAGUGCUCUACAAAGAGUGACGUGAUUUUUUUAUUGUUUUUUUUUUCAUUUACGCCUACUUGCUGAAAAAUUGUACGUCGACUACAACAAAGAGCAGUUAUGAUCUAAAUUUGCCAUCAUAUUGGAAGCUCUCUGUGCUUGGAUAUUUUUGGAAUCUUCAUGCUUUAUCUGGAUCUUCACAAAGAGCACCAGGAUUUCGAUCGGUGAUUCCGGAUAGAGCAAUUGUUCGCAUCAUUUGGUUUUUUACACUUGGUUGUUCAAAACAAAGAGAAUAAUAUGAAAAUACCAGAAAAUUACGCUUCACACGAAGUGAAGAACAAGUGAACAACAGUUCAAAAAAUAAAGGAAUCAAGCAUUCAAGCAUCAUAUAAUCUGAAAAUUUUCUACCUGAACCUAGAACGAAUACCUUUAACAUUUCUCAAGACACAACAAUUACAAUUAGCGAACAUUCAACUUCUUGUUGAAUUCCUGUAUUAAUUGUUUUCUGAAAAUCCAUUCAAGACAUUUUCCUGAUGUAAAAAUCUCCCAAUUAUAUGACGACCACAAAUGAUUUUCAAAUAUUUUUCAUCACACGGAAAACGAUAAGUUUGCUCGUUUUUAUUGACCUUAUGAUCACGAAAUAUUUCGUCUUUGAUGGUUUGCUGAUAAGAAAUUCCAAGAUUAAAAUUUAAAAGAAAAAUCGUUUUUUUUAAUUUAUCCGAUCACAAACUUCACUAGAAAACUUUGAUGAUCAAAUAAAACAUGUUUUUUGAAAUAUGAAAAGAAUGUUUUUCAAAAACAGAGCAUAUUUACAAUUAAAAAAACAAUCAUAUGUAACUUUAUGAGUGCAAUAAAAAUUAUCGCGUACAAAAAGAAAAAAAAUCAUCAUAAAUAAUUGUGAUUUCCAUUUUUCUCCGAUUCAUUCAAAGUUUGACCAAAUUUUGUAUGUUUAUCGAUUUUUCUGUGAUGGUUGAAAUGUUUUUUAUGAAACAGCAUCAAAAAUGUGGUGGGUUUUUGUUUUGAUUUAUAUUUUUCUGUCUUUUCUUGUGGGGGAUGUGGAAUGACGAACAAACCAUGGAAAAAUUGACAUCUUUUCAAUUUAUUUAUUUGAUAUUUCAUUUUAUUUCAUUUCACGUAGAUUCAAUUUUCUCGACUCUAAAUUCAACCUAAACCUAAAAUGUUAUUCUGUCUAUGGAAAUUAAAAAAACGAACUUCAAAAUAUUAUAGAAUUUGUGAGUUUGAAACAAUAAAAAUAAAUAUCUUCGAUAUCUCAAAAAUCGCCAAAAGAUCUAUUUAUGGAUACUCACAAAUUAUUAUUUGUUCAGACAAUUUUUUGAUUUUUAUACUUUUUUGUAUCUCGUGAGCACUUUUUCAAUCAACUCUUUUAUUUUUGACAAUAAUGGCUCACGGUGAGUAUUUUCAACCAAAAUGAGAUUUUCCUCCAGAAAAAAACUAAUGAAAACUUUGCGAACGUCAUUUUUUAAUUUUGUUAAAUUGAAACUUUAGAUACGAUUUUUGUUUGUUCAUUUUUUGCCCAAACAUUUUUAAUUAGAUUAGGGUUACAGUAUUGCAUUUGAGCGUUUUGAGAUAAUGAAAAAAUGCUGGGGUUAGACAUUUUCAGUUCUUAAUUUAAAUUCGCUUAAAUAGUCAGGGAACAAACCAUAAAAACGCGGUUGAUAACAAGAAAAAUAAUGAGCUUAUGUUGAAAAAGCUGGAAAUUCACUGAUUAGGGAUUUGAAAUUUAAGAAGUCCUCAAUAACUUACAUUGUUAACAUUUAUCAAGCCACAAUUCCUGAUAAUAUAUUAAUAGAACCAAAUUUUUGAACUUGUUGUUAACAUUUUUGUAAUUUUGAGAGAUAUAGAAAAGAUGUUUACAAAUUGAUUGACAAAAAAAGGUGCGAAUAUUCACACCUUCGACAUAUGUAUUGUAUUCACGUUCUACUAUGCCAUAUGGCAAAACCAGCAUCUGUCGGCCACACAGUUUACCCUACCUAUAUAACUGUGCACCUUCUUUAUGUUUUCGUUCUUCCGAGAACAUAUACUAAAAUUGGAACAAUACAGAGAAGAUUAGCAUGGCCCCUGCGCAAGGAUGACACGCAAAUUCGUGAAGCGUUCCAAAUUUUUUGACAUUUUUAAAGUAAAAUAGGUCAAAACACAAAUCAAGUGGAACCCCUAGUUUCCAAAUAUUUCCGGCUUUCUUCAAAUCUGAAACUGACAUUUUUCAACUUUCAUCGUUUCAAAUUUCAAAUUCAACGCCAUUUCCUAUUUAAAAAUUUAAAGCUUAUCGUUUUUUUUUGUUUUUUCUUGGAUUCUUCUUUUUUUUUCAUUUAGCCAGUGAAUCAAAGAAGAGCAAACAAUUGAAAUGGGCCCCCAAACAAAAUAAUUAAAACGUUGAACACGCCCUUUGAUUUAUCAUCAUUUUUUGUUUGAAUUCAAGCCAAUAAAAUUUCAAAAAUACAAAAAUAUCUGUUGUUUUCAAUUUUAUUAUGACAACAAAAUUAUGGCUUCUUUCUCGUUCAUUAAGCAAUAAUCAUCGUAAGUUGUAAUUCCAUUCUUUCAUUGAAUGAAAAAAAUAGAAAAAAGAAGAUUUGAGGCGGAGAAAAUCUCACAAUAUUUCCGAAUAAUGACUAGGAUUAGAUUAGUAAAUCCGUGGAUAAUCUAACUCAUUUUUCAUGAAUUUUUCUAUCAUUUCUGAUUGAGAAAAGAAUGGACGCUGCUGCCACUGGUUUAGCAUUAUCUAUCGGGUCAAAUCAAUUGUCUGGUUUGGUUAAAGGUUCUGUUACACGCUUUUUUAGAUUUGUUGUAACUUUUGAAUAGAGAAACAUAGCGACAUUGAUAAUACUUUGAAAUACGUUUCAAAUAUAUUUUUUCCAGGUCUUGACAAGCUCACUGGCGAGGCUCAAGAGCCCGAGAUGGAGGACCCAGAGGUGAGUAAAAAAUUGUACCUGAAAAUUUGGCAUGGGAAUUCUCAAAAAUUUUGAAUGUGUUGGUUUAAAUAUUGAAAUUUGAAAUGAUUUGUUCGAAAUCAUUAUCGGAUAAGAAAAACGUCAGCAGAUUUUGUACAUAUUUCUCGAAUCCGAAAAAAACCAAUUAUCAGCCUUGAAAAUGUCUGAAACAAUCAAAUUCCAACCAAUUUUAUUUGAGAAAAUUCUAGACAAUUUCACAUAACAAUCUGAGAAUUUAUUACACCUCAAAAAUAAAAAUUCGAAACCUUUUUCCACAUUUGGUGUUCGAUAUGAGUGUUCUAAAAAUGUCUGAAUUAAUCCAAAAAACAUACGAUGAUCGGGUUAGUUUUUUUCUUAUUUGGGGGUAUUUCAUAUGAAAAAUAGCACCUGGAAUGAUGAUGAUAAAUUUGGAAACGAACAAGUUUAUUUCUAUAAAUAUUAUAUAUCGAAUUUCAAAUAUAUAUAAAAAUACAUAAACAAAAAGAUGAGCCACGCCUUUUUUUCUGCUUUUUUUGCCCAUUUACUAACCACAUACAUUAGUCCAACAUCUUAUUCUUCUUUUUAAAAAUGAAAUGAAAUAAAGAAAGUAAUGUGGGUGGAAUGGACUAGAGUGCAUUUUAGAUCCGUAUUCACUUUUUUGAGUUCCAACCUCGUUUUCCCCUCAAAUUUUCCGAUUUUUUUUUGUAAACAAAAAAAAACAAAACAAACGUUUCUUAAAAAUUCAUAAGGAUGUCUUGUUUUUUUUGCUAUGACUGAAUUUUUUCAAAGCUUGAUGUAGUUUUGAAAUGUUUUUUUUAUUCCAUAGUCUAAAUUUUUGUUUCUGAUCUCUGAAUUCUAUCCCAGAUUCACUUGAUAUCAAAGUUGUUCUGUGAAUAAACUUUUAAAAAUUCCUCACUUCAAGUUAUUUUUUUCCAGGUUGUCGCUGCUCGUCUUGAGCAAGAAGCCAAACGCAAGGAAAAACAUCGCAAAAUGGAAGCUGAACGCGAAAAGAUAAGACAACACAUUCGUGAAAAGGUUCAAAGAGUUUUUCAUUAAAUAUUCAUUAGAUGAUGUAUUUUUUCUUAUUUUCAGUACAACUUGAAAAAGAAAGAAGAUCCAAAAGAGCGUGAGGAGAUCACUGGACGUAUUACUGGAAAUCGCAAAACUCCAGAACAAGUUGCGAUGGAAACUUUGGCCGACGAAGAUGAUGGAAUUCUUGGACAACUCGGAAUUGCCGAGACUUAUGAGCGUGCCAAAACUGCUGUUGCUUCGGCUGUCAAUUCAGCCAGAGCUUACUUCAACUUGACUUCAAAAUAA